This is a messenger RNA of Linum tenue, 1791 nucleotides long. NCBI's taxonomy places the organism in Eukaryota, Viridiplantae, Streptophyta, Magnoliopsida, Malpighiales, Linaceae. The record is from the annotation of a GenBank genome assembly.
AUGAAGCUGCCAAGGCCCACUUCGCAUAUCUUAAAGCGAGGCGUGGAGGGUCAACCUCCCAUCAACCCCGUCAAAGCGCGGCACGCGCAUCUCAUCAGACUCCGACUCCAAUCAUACCCAUAUGCAAUGUCCGACGUAAUCAAAUGGUACGCUCUGUCUCCGUCUCAUUUCGGCAAAGCCCGUCUCGCCGUCAACCAAAUUGAGUUCCCGACGAGGCCAAUUUUCAAUCACUUGAUCCGCGGCCUGGCGCUUUAUCAACCCAUCGAAGCGAUUGAAAUGUACGUCAACCAAAUGUAUCGCCAGGGGAUUGUUGGGGAUACUCUGACGAUGAUCUUUCUUUUCAAGUCGUGCGGUCGUGUCAGGGACGUCUUCCUUGGUCAAUUGUUUCAUGCCCAUUGUUCGAAACUUGGGUGUGAUUCGGAUUUGUCUGUGUCAAAUGUUUUGAUACAUAUGUAUGGCUCUUUGGGGGAUUGUGUGCCUGCACGCAAGGUGUUCGAUGAAAUGGGGCAGCGAGACUUGGUUUCUUGGAACUCAUUGAUCUGUGCUUAUGCUGACUGCAAGAAGUUUAAGGAGGUUUUGGGUAUUUUUGGUUUGAUGCAGGAAGCCAAUGUGAAGGCUGAUGCUGUAACAAUGGUCAAAGCCAUAUUGGCUUGUCUUCACGUAGGCGAACAGCAUACAGCAGAUUUAAUGGUCAAGUACAUUGAAGACAACAAAGUAGGAAUUGAUGUUUAUUUAGGUAAUGCUCUUAUUGAUAUGUAUGGCCAGCGUGGCUCGGUGGAUUUUGCUCAGGGUAUUUUUGAUAGGAUGCAAGCGAGGAAUAUAGUUUCUUGGAAUGCAAUGAUUAGGGCCUAUGUAAAAUCAGGGAACUUGGUUGCUGCAAGGAAAGUUUUCGAGGAUACCCCUAGAAGAGAUGUCAUCUCAUGGACUUCGAUGAUCACGGGGUAUUGUAAAGCUAACCAAUUUUCUGAUGCAGUCAAAACUUUCCAAGAUAUGAUGGGAGCUAAUAUAAAACCUGAUGAGAUCACAGUAGCUAGUGUGCUCUCUGCCUGUGCUCACCUGGGCUCUGCUGAUGCUGGACAGGCAAUUCAUGACUAUGUUCGUCAACACGGAAUAAAAGAAGAUGUCUUUGUAGGUAAUGCCUUGGUAGAUAUGUACAGCAAAUGCGGCGCAGUUGAGAAAUCACUAGAUGUAUUUCAUGGAAUGAAACACAAGGACAGUGUUUCGUGGACAUCUAUUAUCUCUGGGCUAGCUGUCAAUGGUCUGGCUGAUGAUGCAAUAAACCUCUUCUCCCGAAUGCUUAGAGAAGGUAUACAUCCAACUCAUGGUACCUUCAUUGGAAUUUUAAUCGCUUGCAAACAUUCUGGGCAGGUAGAUACAGGAUUGGAGUAUCUUGAGACCAUGGAAAAGGUAUAUGGCCUAAAGCCAGAGAUGAAACAUUAUGGAUGUGUUGUGGACCUGUUGAGUCGCUCAGGUAACUUAGAGAGAGCUUAUGAGUUUAUAAAAGCAAUGCCGAUAUUGCCAGAUGUUGUGAUAUGGAGAAUUUUGUUAGGUGCAUGUACGCUCCAUGGUAAUUUAGAGUUAGCUGAGAUUGUCACCAAGAAGCUGCUCGAGUUGGAUCCUUUCAAUAGUGGGAAUUACGUUUUCUUGUCUAAUUCAUAUGCAAGUUCAGACAGAUGGGAAGAUGCUGAUGAAGUGAGAAAAUUAAUGUUGGAAAGAGCUGUGGGAAAGCCUUCUGGUUGGAGCUCCAUUGAAGGGAAUGAUGGAGAUGGGUCGGUUCAUCCUCAUCAAUGA